CACGCAUACACACGCACGAGUCGGCCUGACUGCCCCACGGACACACACGUGUCCAUCCACCCAUGGCCAGGCUAGUCUAGCUAAUCGGGUCUACUCUUCCCUGAGCCUCUGCCGCCUCUCCACCUGACGCAGGUACGCCUUCAGCUCCUCCCUGACCAUACACACACACGGCACACACCAUUUGGUCUCUACUGCUGCUGCUGACAAACAUAUGUACCUCUUCUGCUCGGCCAUGGCGUUGACGAGCGGCUCUGCGUACUUGUCAAGAUCCACAGACACGACAGCCGCCUCCGACCUCUCAACUGCAUCCAUCCCGGAACACACACACACACACACACGGACAUUCUUGUGCUGACCGUUCUCUUCUCAUGAAGCCGUACCAGUCUCCGAUGGCGGAAAGUACUCAUUCGCCACACGCUCCCACUGAGGCGCACUCUGAUAGAUGCGCACCCAACCAGACACACAGACAGAGAGAGAGAUGGACGACAACAUAUAUGGCGACACGUACGUGUGUGGCAGCAUUGGGCGGCGGCCCUAUGGCGUCGAGCGAGUCCGUCCCCGAAGGGAUGCACAGCGGCCGCAUCGGCUCACGCUGCACCGCACUCGCGCGAAUCGCCGGACCGCUCAACGCACACUUCACACACACCCACACAUCCAUCCAUCCAUCCACCCACACAGACGGACGGAUGGCAUGUGUCGGGUUUGUCCUUCGGUGUGUCUGUGCGGACGUGUUUGAGCAUGCUCCUGAAGGUCAUGAUGGAGGUCUUGUCGCGGACAGAGGUCGACACCAGGCCGGCGGGGGGCGCGGCGCUCACACACAGGUACCGCAACGCCCGGCACAACCACUUGCGCCUCUCGCUGACGGAAGAAUGGACACACACACACAUUGAGAUAAAGACGUUUCUAGUGUUUCACUCCGAUGAGUGUGUGUGUGUGUGUGUGUGUACGGCUCGUGCGCGUCGGCGAAGAGGUCCCACUUGGCCAAACACACGAUGGUGUGCACACCGGGGGUCUCGACAGCCCCGCCAGCGGCCACACGCUCCAGCCUGCAACGCUCUACCUCACCCUACACCACACACACACAACAGGGUGGUUGUGUGUGUGUAGCCGAGUGGGUCUGCUCUGCUCACCUGGAUGAGCUUCAGGUAGUGCUGCAGCGUGCCGAAGGCGCUGUGUGGUUUGGCCAUGUCGACGACCACCACCAGCACGCAGCCCUCGAUGCUGCUCCCCGACAAGGGGCAGGACACCAACGCCUCGAGACGCUCAUCGCCACCUGCACACAGACAGACACACAAACAGUAUGUGGCGAAAAGGGCUGUGUGUGUGUGUGUGUGGUUGUGGCUGACCGAUAUCGAAGAAGUGGGCGACGGUCUUUCUGUUUGAGUUGGGGUCGGGCUGCCGCGCGUACUUGUAGUCGAUGCCCACCGUGGCGUUAGGCGCCUGACUCGGAUCUGCACCACACACACACACACACACGAGCACGGAGGAUGUAUGUGUGUGUGUGUCUGUCCUCGCCGUUGCUGUACCUUUGUGCUGGUUGAUGAAUCUGUCUACGAGCGAUGUCUUGCCGCUCCUCUUGCGGCCACACACGACUACCGUCACGUCACUCGACUCUGCGCGCGCACACACACACACAGACACACACACGGAGAGAGAGAGAAAAAUUCAAUGCAUCCGAAUGCAUUUGUUGUGGCCGGUAGUACUCUGUUCCUGCAGUGAGCUGCGUUGGUGCUUCUCAAGCUGAGCCCACAAGUUGACGGCAGCCGGCGCGGGAAGACUGCUCUCGGGCUGAUAUAUGAAAGGGAGAGCAGACGACGAGCGAAGGCAGAAAAAAUGAGUUCGAGGGUCAUGUUUUGCUCGAGGCUCAUCGCUCGCUUCGUACCUUCCUCCUUGACGCCGUCGCUGUCGCCAUUCGCCCCGAUCUUGGGUCGUCAAGCCACCAAUUCGCCGUGUGCCCC
Molecule: messenger RNA, 1958 nt
Organism: Vitrella brassicaformis
Lineage: Eukaryota; Vitrellaceae
Source: the annotation of a GenBank genome assembly